Papaver somniferum (opium poppy) is the source of this 1320-nucleotide messenger RNA. RefSeq names its product heat shock factor protein HSF8-like. Gene Ontology annotation, cellular component: nucleus. Gene Ontology annotation, molecular function: DNA-binding transcription factor activity; RNA polymerase II cis-regulatory region sequence-specific DNA binding. Bases 1 to 1320 code for a protein of 439 amino acids. The transcript is spliced from 2 exons. NCBI's taxonomy places the organism in Eukaryota, Viridiplantae, Streptophyta, Magnoliopsida, Ranunculales, Papaveraceae. The record is from RefSeq and is a predicted model, not a curated record. Gene Ontology annotation, biological process: regulation of transcription by RNA polymerase II.
AUGAUGCCACAAAUUUCAGAUAAACUGAAUCAGAAUUCACCAAUAGAAUUUGUGAGUAAAACAUAUGAUAUUGUGGAUGAUCCAUCUACAGAUGCUAUUAUUUCUUGGACUGAAAGUAACAACAGUUUUGUUAUUUGGCAACCUUCGGAGUUAGAAAAGCAUAUUUUGCGUAUGCGUUUUAAGCAUAAAAAUCUUUCCAGCUUUGUCAGGCAGUUGAAUAAUUAUGGGUUCAAAAAGGUUGACCAUGACAGGUGUGAGUAUGCACACAAAGAUUUUUUAAGAGGUCAAAAACACUUGUUGACGAGAAUCAGGAGGCAAGAAUCCGGCAAAGUGGAGAAGCAGCAACAACAACCUCAAGGACAGAGUUCAUCGGUUAGCGCAUGUGUUGAAGUGGGGAAAUUUGGACUAGAAGAAGAGAUAGAGAGACUUCAGAGGGACAAAAAUGUUCUUAUGCAGGAAGUUGUUAGGCUGAGGCAGCAACAACAAUCAACUGAUCUUCAGUUGCAAACUUUAGGGCAGCGGCUGCAAGGUAUGGAGCAGCAGCAACAACAAAUGAUGUCGUUUUUCGUGAAGGCCGUGCAGAGUCCAGGUUUCUUAGCCCAGUUGGUGCAGCAACAUAAUGAAAAUAACAGACGGAUUGCUGGAGUUAAUAAGAAGCGAAGAUUUCCUAACCUUGAGGACGGUCAUUCUACUCCUGCUUCUGAUGGACAGAUCAUUAAAUAUCAGCCGAUAUUGAAUGAGGCAACACAAGCAAUGUUGACGCAGCCGAACCUUGCUUCGCCAUCUCACAGAUUAGAUGAAGAUACCAAUGGAGAUAGUAUUUCCAUCGAUGAUAUACCUUCACCAUCCAGUACACAAUUAGACAGCGUGAGUACAUCAAAUCUGAUAUCUAAUGUCACCCUUUUGGGGGUCGCUCCAACCUCUGGACAUUCACUUUUAUCAGUCCCAUCAGGGUAUUCAGGAAUGCGUCUCUCAGCGGAGUUUCAAUCUUCUGGUGAUGUAACAGAUACGUUAAUAACAACAACAGCAAGUCCGUUGCCAGACAUGAGUUUCUUUGACGCACUGGAAAAGGACCUCAUGCAGGACAUGGGACUGGAAAACGAAGGCACUGAAAUUCCUGGUGCAGGUUUUGUGGGUCAUGGGACAGGAAACGGGGAUGUGUAUAAUGAUUCAUUGGGGGCAGAUGACACGAUCUCCCCGUUCGGAAGUGGACAGUUCUCACCUGAUAUUGAUGUGGAUAUGUUGGUCGACGGGUACACCACUAAGCCUCCUGGCACAAAUGGUUCUUUUUGGGAACAAUUUCUGACGGCAUCAGCAUAA